AUGAAACAAGAAAGUACAGUUAUGGAGAAGACCAAGGAUACAGAGAGUCCUAGUGUAUUUCAGGAGGUCUUUGGCACUAAAGAUAAUCCAACUGUUAUCCCUUUCAAAUCAACAAUUACGAAUCCAAAGAUAUACUUUCCCUUGAUUACUUUUACAGGUGCCCUAUGUACUGGUCAUAUACAUAAUGCUGAUGCCCUACGUGAACUGUUCUUUAAAUGUGGUGGCUUCUCCUUCGAUCCUAAUAUUUCCAGACAAGAAGCUGUAGUUCAUGUGAAUAAUAUAAUUUCUGCUGCUAAUGGUACUACAUUUUUGUCUCACUUCAUUGUUGGUAUAAUUAUAGAUAACUUUGGUAUUAUGCCUUGUGCCUUUUUAGCACACCUCUCGUGUAUAUUAGGUUACAUUUUCUUUCUACUUGUACAUAAAAAUAUAUAUCUUUAUUAUUUUGCAGCUAUAUGUUGGGGAUUUACUAUUUCGGCAAUAUUUGCAUCUAGAUCUAGAUUUAUGAAAUUAUUCCCUACUGUGAAGAAUACAGUAAGUAUGUUUUUAACAUUGGGUAUGGAUUUUGCCUUGCUACUCCCUGUACUUCUGGAUAUAGUUUGUGAAAGGAUUAGUAACCCGAAGAUUGCCAUUUAUGCAAUGGUAGGAAUUUUAUCUUUGGUUUUACUUCACCACAGUUUCAUAUUUCCAUUUGGAGAGUUACCUAAUAAAAUGAAUCGUCUUUAUGAUACUGAACAUACACAUUCUAGUGAAUAUUGUUUAUCUGAGACAGUAGAUCUAGAUAGUGAAUCAAGUGAAUUAGUUAAACAUAAAGACAAUUCUAAUAUAGCCGGUUUACCUGAAUAUCGUGAUUUGCCAUGGUAUAGAAAGUUGUUAUCAGCACCUUUCAUUAGUUUCAUUUUCUAUUUCUGGUUUUUAGCCCUAGCUAAGAUGCAUUACCAAUUAUUCUUCAGAGCUACAUGUUUUAUUAAUAUAGAAAAUAAGGAUAUUAUAAGUAGUUUAGCUCGCAUUUCCAAUAUAGUAUUUUCUAUUUUUUCCAUAUUUUCAGUUAUAUGGGGUUAUAUUGUAGAUAGAAAUGGGUUAUUAGGAGCUCUUCAAUGUCAAAGUUGUUUAAUUGUUCUUUCAUAUUUCUUUUUGGGUUUCAAGACUAUCAGAAGUAUUGCACCUCAGUUACUCUCAAGUUUUUUUUAUGGUGCUUUCAUGUGCUAUCAGAAUGCUUUAAGUUAUAGUUUCACUGCAUCAGUAUUUGGAUAUAAGGAUUUUGGUAUUGUUCAAGGUUUAACCUCAAUAACUGCUUUUAUAUGUCUUCUAAAUAUGGAUACUUGGCAAAAUACUUUAAAUAUAUUGGAAAGAAACAAUUAUGACCUAAAUUUUGCAAAUUCCAUAAUACAAUAUGUUGCAUUGGGACUCUUUACAAUAAUAACUAUGAUAAAGGUCAUAUAUAAUCGUAAGAAUUCCUAUAUUUUGUAAAUUUCUGCGAUGAACUCCUUAAAAUAUAUAUAUGUAUAUAUAUAUAAAUGCAAAUAAAGAAUUUAAACUAGUUUUAUAUACUAAAAUUUAGAUGUAUAACUAAGAUAUUGAAUCUCUUAAAUUAGUCUAUAUGUAAUUGCG
Molecule: messenger RNA, 1608 nt
Organism: Cryptosporidium muris RN66
Lineage: Eukaryota; Apicomplexa; Conoidasida; Eucoccidiorida; Cryptosporidiidae
Exons: 1
Coding region: 1-1467 (488 amino acids)
Source: RefSeq, a predicted model, not a curated record